AUGAAUAAGGACUGGCACAGUGAUCAUUUUUGCUGCUGGCAGUGUGAUAACACUCUUACCGGUCAACGAUACAUUCUCCGAGAUGAACAUCCAUAUUGCAUCAAAUGCUAUGAAGACAUUUUUGCUAACAGCUGCGACGAAUGCGCCAAACCAAUUGGCAUCGAUUCUAAGGAUCUAUCAUACAGAGAUAAGCAUUGGCAUGAGGAUUGUUUCCUAUGUAAUAUGUGCAAAAUCUCACUCGUUGAUAAGCCAUUUGGCAGUAAAAAUGAUCGUAUUUUCUGUUCCAAUUGUUAUGAUCAAGCAUUUGCAACACGUUGUGAUGGUUGUGGUGAAAUAUUUCGUGCUGGCAUGAAAAAAAUGGAAUAUAAAGGUAAGCAAUGGCACGACAAAUGUUUUUGCUGUGCGCUAUGCAAAACACCAAUUGGUACUAAAAGUUUCAUACCUAAAAAUGAAGAAGUUUAUUGCGCUACCUGUUAUGAGGAAAAAUUCGCAACAAGGUGUUGUAAAUGUAAAAAGGUAAUAAGUACCGGUGGUGUAACAUACAAAAAUGAUCCAUGGCAUCGGGAAUGCUUUUGCUGUACAAAUUGUAAUACAUCAUUAGCCGGUCAAAGAUUCACAUCAAAAGAUGAGAAACCAUAUUGCGCUAAUUGUUACGGUGAAUUAUUUGCUAAACGAUGCAAUGCUUGUGUUAAACCAAUUACAGGUGCCAAAUUCAUUUCAUUCGAGGACAGACAUUGGCAUAACGAUUGUUUUAUUUGUGCACAGUGUUCAACAUCACUAGUCGGUAAAGGCUUCAUAACAGAUGCUGCCGAUAUCCUUUGUCCGGAAUGUGCUAAAGCCAGGUUGAUGGCCGCUAAUUCAUGA
Molecule: messenger RNA, 864 nt
Organism: Acanthocheilonema viteae
Lineage: Eukaryota; Metazoa; Nematoda; Chromadorea; Rhabditida; Onchocercidae
Source: the annotation of a GenBank genome assembly